AUGAAUCCAAUAACAAAUAUUCGCAAUCAAAAUGCGAUCAACAAGCGAGAAAUCGAUAUGGGUAUCGCUGGUGGAAGCGGUAAAUCGUGGCACGAUAAAUACUCUGAUUCUGCUUGGGUCUAUAUUGGUGGACUGCCAUACGAUCUCAAUGAAGGAGACAUUAUCACCGUAUUCUCGCAAUAUGGUGAGAUCGUGAAUGUGAAUCUGAUUCGUGAUCGAAAAACGGGUAAAUCAAAGGGAUUCGCAUUUGUUUGUUAUCAGGAUCAGCGAUCUACAAUUCUUGCAGUUGAUAAUUUGAAUGGAAUUAAGUUGUUGAAGCGAAUGAUACGCGUUGAUCAUGUUGCUGAGUAUAAAGUACCGAAAUACAAAGAAGACAUUGAUGAGGAAACAAUACGUUUAUGGCAAGAAGGUUGCGCACCAAAACCGAUCAAUAGACAGCAACAAGAGCAAGACAAUGAAGAUGAGGUGAUAAUACCAAAACGACGGAGUAAACUGAAUAAGGAUGGAGUGUUGGAAUUGAGUGAUGAUGUAGCGAAAAAAAUGAAAGAGGAAGAGAAACGACUGAAGAAGGAAAAGAAAAGGGCGAAGAAGGAGAAGAAAAAACGCGAAAAGUUGGAAAGUAUUGAGAAUAGUGAUGCUGCAGUAAAGACUGAAGAUCUGUGUGAUACAACGUCUUGGAAGAAUCAAAAAAGACCCAUCGAGUCGACCUCAACCAAUGAUGAAGAUUUUUAUGGAUCAAAUGAACAUUUCAAAUUCGGAAAGCCAAGAAAAGAAAUACCAGCUGCACCAACACACAAUUUGAGACCUGAUUUCGAGAAAGCUGAUUGGCGAGAUAUUGAAAUGUGGAAAGCGGUCAGGGAGAAGGAGAAACAGGAGAAGGGUGACACGCAGAGCAAUUGGAAAGAAGAGGAGCAUUAUUUGCCGAAACGAUUCCAUCGAUAG
This is a messenger RNA of Anisakis simplex (herring worm), 942 nucleotides long. The record is from the annotation of a GenBank genome assembly. Lineage: Eukaryota; Metazoa; Nematoda; Chromadorea; Rhabditida; Anisakidae.